AUGGCGGCAGUGCCGACGUCACUCGCCAUUGAUCACCAGGUGGAUGAGGCUGAGAAGACAGAAUCAACAGAAAAAUGGCACAAAUGUAGAAGGCGGUCCAGACACAACAGCAAUAAGCGCGUGGUUAUAAAUGAUGGUGGAGCAGCUUCCUGGAAUCGGCAGCAGGUUAACCUGUCCGACGUAUCAGAUGCAAGUGCAGGUGCUAGGCAGGAAAGACCCCAGGGUGUUCCUGUAAUGCCGGGGGACCCUCAGCAGCCACCUGUCCUAGGGGAUAGUAGCUUUGAUCCUCCUUAUGAGGAUGCUUGUGAUAAUUUGGGGCCCCAAUCUGAUGAUCUGCCACCUUUAGAUGCUACAGCUAGUUCCCCUUUGCUUUUUGUUGAUAAUAUGCGGCAAGUUUCUUCUUCCUACCCUGACAACUUGAAAUCGGCCAGAGAGUACCCUGAGUUUGGGGUGCCUUUGUCCGCUGAGAAGACAGAGGACCCUUCAACGAUUAUUUCGUUUUUGGGUAUAGAAAUAGAUUCUGUGGCCAUGGUUUUUAGACUACCGGCGGAGAAAUUGGAGAUUUCAGGAUUUUCGGAGGAUGUGUCCGGAUGCUGCGUUGGAAGGGCUCCCUUGCCCCCCAUUGGUCUGGGCCCUGCCGAGCAACGUCUGAUCCCACUGGUUGAAUCGUCGCUGGCGGCAUCUACGUGGGCGGGACAUGAUGUGCAGAGGACGAUGGUUUAUUUCCUGGGCCACUCUUAUUUCCACCGGGCCGCGCAGAGAGCUGAUUGCCGGCCGGGUGGGAGAUCGUUGGGAUGCGGCAAUGUUGAGCCUCACUGGAGAGGGAUCCCAGGUAUGCGUUGGACACGGGUCCUUACUGAAGUGGUGGACAUUGCUAGAACCGUCCGUUCCGGUGUCAUUUUGGUGGUGCAUGCGGGCGGGAAUGAUCUCUGUUAUUCCCGGGUUCCUGAUCUGAUUACUUUGAUGAAAGCCGAUGUUGAACGGUUUUCUGGGUUUUUUCCCGAUUUAGUCUUAGUAUGGUCCGAGAUAGUGCCUAGAGUAUCCUGGCAGGGUGCUCGCAAUGCUGAGGCCAUCGAGCGUUCACGGCGUUUGGUGAAUUCUCGUAUGGCCCGGUUUGUGCGACAGAAGGGUGGAGUGGUGGUCCGUCAUCGGGAGCUGGAAGGUGAUAACAGACGGUUUAUGAUCUCUGAUGGGGUUCACUUGAAUGAUAUAGGCCUAGACAUCUUCUUGUCGGGCUUACAAGAUGGUUUGGAGCAGGCCUUGUUUUUGCUUGGUGGGGGUCGGAGCACCGUGUAGGAGUACACGGGCUCCUCGGUGGCCUGAGGAGAGGAGAUU
Molecule: messenger RNA, 1335 nt
Organism: Hyla sarda
Lineage: Eukaryota; Metazoa; Chordata; Amphibia; Anura; Hylidae
Exons: 7
Coding region: 1-1296 (431 amino acids)
Source: RefSeq, a predicted model, not a curated record